Molecule: messenger RNA, 1053 nt
Organism: Enhydra lutris kenyoni (northern sea otter)
Lineage: Eukaryota; Metazoa; Chordata; Mammalia; Carnivora; Mustelidae
Product: F-box and WD repeat domain containing 12
Exons: 7
Coding region: 34-1053 (339 amino acids)
Molecular function (GO): protein binding
Source: RefSeq, a predicted model, not a curated record
AAGUCAGUCAUUUGUACAGUGUCAUCAAAGCACAUGCUUUACGCCUGGGACCUGCAGGAGGGCACUAUGAUCUGGUCCAGCCCCGCCCAGCAGUCGAGCAUCAUGCGUCUGGCAACCCUCCCUCAGAUGCAUCUUGCGUUCACUGCAGAUUUGGAGGGAACAGUCAAAGUGUGGAAUUGUCAGGAUGCGGAAGCCCUGGCUACUCUCACCAUGCCACAGGCCUGUUUUUCCUUGGAAAUCUGUCUCACAAAAGAUGGCCCCUUCCUGAUGGUAGGCAACUCUGAAGGUGACAUGUACACACUGACCGUGCCGGAGCUAAGGCAUGUCUCUAAAGUCAAUGCAUUCAAAUACAGUGUUGACCUCCUACACUGCUCUCCCGACAAGAAAUGGAUCUUUGCAUCUGGGACACAUCAGAAUAUCUUGCCAGUGGUGUUCCUCACAGAGAGCUUGCUGAAACCGGCAGAAGGCAAAAGCCCUCUGUCCCUCUCUAUCCCGUAUUCAUCGUGCUGCAGGGCCUGCUGGGCCCCAAGGAGGACAAGCAGGAUAACAGUGAUGUAUCGAAGAGGCUCUUUCAGAAAGACCGGAUUUACCACCUUCGAGCUAAUGGCUGAGAGGACGGGGGACCAAACAGACAUCCAAGCCCACCAGGUUGCAACUUUCCUGUUGCCGCCUCACAUGGAGAGUCCUAUGUGGAUGGGAGUCGGAGACGGAAAUGUGAUCGUCUUUGAGAGCGGGCCGUCCUUAUUCCUCUUCACCAUCAGUGGCCUCCUUCUGCAACGAUUUGAGGACCACCAGAGGACCAUCGGCAACUUAUGGGUGGAUUCUGUGCACGUCCUCAGCACGUCCAUGGAUGACUCUCUGCAUUUGUACAUGUGGGAAGAGGAAGGCCGUUACCCAUACCUCAAGAGCUGCUGCCACCUGGAGCACGUGGGCAGUGACUCAGCGCCGAGCUGCUAUGUCUCCAAAGCAAUAUGCGAUAACAUGAGCAUCGUAUGUGUGGUGUCGAGACUUCGUGAAUCCAGCAUUCUGGUGAUGUAUUCUUUGCGUAUAUAA